Messenger RNA from Purpureocillium lilacinum, 615 nucleotides. RefSeq names its product hypoxanthine-guanine phosphoribosyltransferase. The record is from RefSeq and is a predicted model, not a curated record. Lineage: Eukaryota; Fungi; Ascomycota; Sordariomycetes; Hypocreales; Ophiocordycipitaceae. Gene Ontology annotation, molecular function: hypoxanthine phosphoribosyltransferase activity. Gene Ontology annotation, cellular component: cytoplasm. Gene Ontology annotation, biological process: IMP salvage; XMP salvage; GMP salvage.
AUGGUCGAGAAGAUCUACGUCACGUACAACGAUGUGCACAAGCUGUGCCAGGAGUCGGCCGGCAAGCUGCUCGCCGACUUCCAACCGCAGCUCAUGAUCGCCAUUGGCGGCGGCGGCUAUGUCCCCGCGCGCAUCCUGCGCUCGUUCCUCAAGCAGCCCGGCUCGCCCAACAUCCCCAUCCAGGCCAUUGGCCUCAGCCUGUACGAGUCGCUGGGCGGCGAGGACGAGAACGUCGAGACCAUCGGCACCAAGGUCACCCGCACCCAGUGGCUGGACCUGACCGCCCUCGGCGAGAUGGAGAACCUGGUCGGCAAGCGCAUCCUCAUCGUCGAUGAGGUCGACGACACCCGCACCACCCUCGAGUACGCCGUCAAGGAGCUCGAGAAGGACGUCGAGGCCGCCCGGAAGCGCCUGGGUGGUGACCACCCCGAGACGGAGUUUAGCAUCUUUGUCCUCCACAACAAAGACAAGCCCAAGAAGGGUACCCUGCCCCACAACAUGAUCAAGACGCGCUAUCAGGCCGCUCAGACCGUCGGCGACGUCUGGAUCAACUACCCCUGGGAGGCGAUCGACAUCGACGAGCACGACAAGCUGGCCGAUGCCGCCCGGAAGUAA